Molecule: messenger RNA, 2948 nt
Organism: Lates calcarifer (barramundi perch)
Lineage: Eukaryota; Metazoa; Chordata; Actinopteri; Centropomidae
Gene: hoxc12a
Product: homeobox C12a
Exons: 2
Coding region: 156-983 (275 amino acids)
Biological process (GO): regulation of DNA-templated transcription
Molecular function (GO): DNA-binding transcription factor activity, RNA polymerase II-specific; sequence-specific double-stranded DNA binding
Source: RefSeq, a predicted model, not a curated record
UUUUGUCUGAGAUGGACCAAGUGGGUGGUACCAUGUGUAACAGAAGUUAGCCUGGACACGUGGUUAGAGGAUGACCAAUCAGGCGCCCCUCCAGGUUUAACUAUGUUAAAUGUCAGAUUGCAAUAAACUAGAAGCUGUUGGUCGGGCCCGCGGAAAUGGGCGAGCAUAAUCUCCUUAAUCCAGGGUUUGUGGGACCUUUGGUAAACAUCCACACUGGAGACACAUUUUACUUUCCGAAUUUUAGAGCCUCAGGGGGACAACUGGCGGGGCUACCGUCUCUCUCCUACCCGAGAAGGGACAAUGUUUGCUCCCUCCCGUGGAAUCCUUCGGAGCCGUGCAAUGGAUACUCUCAAUCCUACUUUAGCAGCCCCGUGUCUAUUAACCCUUCUUUCAAUCGGUCGUGUGAAAUUACCAGACCAGAAGAGGGGAAAUGUUAUUAUAACAACGGCAACGGAAACAGGGAGACCUGUUCAGGUGGCAGCAGCCUCAAACGAGAGGAUAGGGCGAGAGACACAUCAUCCCUAACAUCUGACCACGGGAUGCACAGUGGAAUUGGCAGCACUGCCGCCUUUUCCAAAUAUGAUUAUGGGACCGAGCAGCUAACGCAAGACCCGCCAUCCUGUCAGUCAAUGGAGUCCGACUCCAGCUCCUCUCUGCUCAACGAGGGCAGCAAGCCUUCAUCCAGCGACACACAGACCCUGGUGUCACCGGGAAGCCAUUCAAGCAACAUAGCCGCAAGCGGAGGUGCCCCGUGGUACCCGAUGCACACUCGGACCAGAAAGAAGCGCAAACCAUAUUCCAAACUUCAGCUGGCUGAGCUAGAAGGUGAAUUCAUGCUGAACGAGUUCAUCACCAGGCAGCGGCGGAGGGAGCUCUCCGACCGCCUGAACCUCAGCGACCAACAAGUCAAGAUCUGGUUCCAGAACCGCAGAAUGAAGAAGAAGAGACUCAUGCUGAGGGAGCAAGCCUUGGCCUACUUUUAGAGAUGCGGCAGAAGGUGAAUCGAUAGGCAGUAAAAAGCCAAGCCUUCUACGCUCCCUUAGGUCUUCUUUCAAUGCAUGCACUCAUCUAUCCAUCUUUUACAUUGCAGGCAAUUAUUACAACAUUUUCUGAUUAUUUUUUUUUCUCAAAGGUGCGGGCUACACAAGCCCAAAACAAGCCAUUAUCUGACAUUCAAAGCUAUUCUCAGUGAGACUGCCUUCAUGUUUGGUAUAAUCGCACAAAACAAACAAAAAGAAAAGCUGUGAGAAUGUGUUUUCUGUGUAUGAUCCGUCUCUUGGUUUUCCCUGAUCUGUCAAGAGAUUUGUCUACGCCCUUAUUGCAAGCCAUGCGAAAUGUGUUUCGAAGCCAGUCAUUCAGUUUUUGGAUGACACAUAAUGACAACAUCCGUUUAGUUCCAUUUUAGUCAGAGAAAAUAAGGAGGGAGCGGGGGCCCCCGUUUGGUAAAAUCUCAAAAUAGGCCUAAAAAUAACAGUGAAGUCAGAAAAGACAGAGAAGCCUGACUGGUAGGCUGGAGCCGCAUCCGCGCAAUAAUUUCUUUGAGUUUAUGAAGUGAUGAAGAAGAAUCUCCCUCUCGGUUUGCUUAUUACUUCCAAAGCCACAAUUUGUUUGGUCGUCCUUAUCUCCUUUUCCAUAGUUUUCACCACGCGUUGUGGGCACGUUCACGGUCACGGACAGGAAGUCUGGGCGUCUGCAUGAGGGGAGAGGGAGGACUAAAACCGCAGCGUAAUCCAUAUCUGUGUUUUUAUGACUGCGCAUUGGAAAAAUUAAUUGCCAUGACUUUGUUCAUGUGCUAACAAGUUUCUAAAGGUAGCGUAUUUUUCUUACUUUUAUUACCUUUCAACUUGUCUUAACAACAACCACAGAAUUCUGCAUGAUUUGCAUUUCUUUAUUUGAAUGAGAUCACCGUUUGAAUACGGUUCUGAGCUGCUAUAAAAAGUCCACGUCCAGAUUAUGCCAGUGAAAAAAAAUAGUAUAUUCUACAAUAAACUCACUAGGAUCUGUAAUGGAAAUAUUCAAGACUGUGAGUACAUUUUUAGGCCCACUUGGUUAAACAAGGAAACCGCCUAAAGUUGCAGCUGGGAGUGGGGUGCAAAUAAGUUUUUAGGCCUAAGAGAGCAUUUCUGAAACUUGGUGCUCACAAUGAAAACAAAUAUGUAGAAAGUUAGAGAAUUUAACAAUAGGCCUAUACGUGUGUGCUCCCUUAAUUUGGGGCGAAUGCAAUGCAUUAUCUGUCAUGUAUAAUGAGUAAGCUAUAGCAGUGAAAUGUAUUUGCAGCAUGUUAUUGAUGUGAAAUAGCUAUAAGUCAUGUUCUGCGGGCCACUUUUUCUGUAGGUGACUUUUUUAUACUUUUUUCCUGAACAAAUCAAAAGUGAACACAACCUAAAACAUUUUUGACACAAACGUCUACAAAGAAUGUAUUAUUAUUAUUAUUAUUAUUAUUAUUAUUAUUAUUAUUAUUAUGGUGGAAGGGCGGUAGGCCGAGUAGGCCUACUUAAUGUACUUGCUCCUUGCAAUGUACUCAGUGUCGUCCUUUUCCUUACCUUGUACUCGUGUAUAACUUUGUAAAAUGACAUUACACAUGUUACUAUUUGUAUCCUAUUUUAGGAUCCCUUAUCGCUAUGUAAUAGUGCUUUAUGUUAUUGGUCGUCUUGUACAAAAUGGCAUUCCAUAUAGCCUAUUUGUGGUUGUAAGGGUUGGGAAUGUAGGCCUAUUAUAUUAUACUGCCAAGAAUGGAUAUAAGAAAUGGUAUGCAAGAAAUUUUACCAUACAUGACAUUUAAAGAAACCCUGUUUCAGUGUAGUAGUUGUUUGUUAUCGUUCUUUUAUUUUGUCCCUCAUUGCAUUCCCUUCUUUGCGCUUGUAAGGAUUGCUACGUUGUCUUGUAAAAGUAAUAAUGAUAUGAAUGUAUAUCCGUAAGGUCCUCAAUAAACAGAAUAUUGAAAUGUU